Molecule: messenger RNA, 732 nt
Organism: Suillus bovinus
Lineage: Eukaryota; Fungi; Basidiomycota; Agaricomycetes; Boletales; Suillaceae
Exons: 8
Coding region: 1-732 (243 amino acids)
Source: RefSeq, a predicted model, not a curated record
AUGGAUGUGUCUAUGAACUUCAUCAAGCUGAGGGGUGAUGAUGGUGCAGUGGUGAAGGAAUACAGCUGCCAAUUGGUUAUCGGACAUGCAGCAGUGAACCAGAAGAGGGGUGACAAGGAACCUGUUCGAACAUUUGUGACUGCUGCUCCAAGUGUGUCCGUCCCCAAGCAGGUGGCAUUCGGGGCAGAAGGAAGAAUGAUCAUCAGGGGGAGUGACCAUGGAUCAGUGCUUGGUGCAGACAAUAGCAUCACCAGCGCUUCACCAGCGCUAGGCCGUGGAAAGGCCACAAUCAACUUAUGGAUUUACAACUAUAGCACAGUAAAGGGACCUCUCACCUCUGAAGAAUCCUGGCCUAUGUCGCGUGUGGUUAUGUUCAUGUUCAAAAUGCUGGUUCAUUUUGGGGCCUUGGCGGUUAUCAUCUGUUUUUUAAUAACAAACUACUUUGACACAGUGGUAAUGUGGUCAGGAGACCUUGCCCAACACAUGACAACUAUUCCUGAGGUAUUCUAUGAAGUACCAGAAGCCCAUCAGCAAGUGGUCGAACAGAGCAGCAUUUUGACCUUAGAUGAACUGGCAGGAAAACUCAUUGAAGUUAUUCGAGAGGCAAACAAAAAUUUAGAUGUCGGUGAGGAUAUUCAUGAUAUGAUACAACACAAGGAGAUUUCUGCAGAAGCCAGAAGAGUAUUUUUUGAUGCAGUGAAGGAGAAACUGAUAUCUGGAGCUUGGAUGUGA